GGAAAAGUUUUGGACAGAAAGUCUCUUCGUCUCCUCUCAGCUCCUCAUUCAUUUCAACAUGUUUUCCAUCCGAAAACCAACACCAAACUCAACUCACCAUAAUGUAUCAGCAACGACAGUUCACCCAUUCACCAUCGUCCCCACCACCUACACCCACACUAACACCACCAUCGAUCCACUUGCUGAAGCUAUUACCAACUUCUUCUAUGACUUUCUGGACAAGAUUCCCUUACCUUAUUGGGCGAUCUUCACCAUCUUUGGGGUCGGCGCUCUGCUGAUUCUGCUCUGCUGUCUGUGCAUCUGCAUAAAGUGCUGCUGCAAAGACAAGAAGAAGCAAAAUCAGAAAAAGGAUGAGAAGAUCAACAUGUUGGGGGUGAAUGGGACCUCCACCACAGCUCUGGUUCAGCCAGAUGUGGCAGAUGUGGACUACGGCUCUACCAAAAAGCAGAGAGGGAAGCUGCUCUACUCUCUGGAGUACAACGCCGCUCUGUCUGAGCUCACAGUUGGGGUUAAACAAGCUGACAGCUUGAAGGCCAUGGACGUGGGAGGAAGCUCGGACCCGUACAUCAAAGUCUACAUCUGCCCCGACAAAUCCAUAACCUGUGAGACCAAAGUGUUCAGAAACACGCUAAACCCCAUCUUCAACGAACAGUUCAGCUUCCAGAUAUCCAAGUCCUCUCUCCUGAAGUCGACUGCGGUGAUGAAGGUGUUCGACUUCAAUAGAUUCACCAAACACAACAUCAUCGGUGAGCUCAGGGUGGAGCUCUGCGAUGUCGACUGGAAUCACGUCAUCGAGGAGUGGAAGGAUCUCGGUGAACCGGCCAAGUUUGAGGGGGAAGAGCUGGGAGAGAUCUGCUUCUCUCUGCGUUAUGUUCCCACUGCUGGCAAACUGAAUGUGGUGAUCCUGGAGGCCCAAAACCUGAAGAGCAUGGACCCCGGAGGAUUCUCAGAUCCGUAUGUAAAGCUGCAGCUGGCUCUGGACAAGAGGAAGUGGAAGAAAAAGAAGACUCACGUUAGAAAGAAGACGCUGAACCCGUAUUACAACGAAUCCUUCACCUUUGAUGUGACAUUUGAACAAAUCCAGAGGGUGAACCUGGUCAUCUCUUUGUGGGACCACGAUGCCGUGUCCCGAAAUGAUGCCAUGGGGAAGAUAUUCCUGGGCUGCGACGCCACAGGGAACCAGCUGAGACACUGGGCCGACAUGUUGUCCAACCCGCGGCGGCCGGUCGCUCAGUGGCACAGCCUGCUGUCGGCCAAGCAGGUCAACUCCACGCUGAACCUGAAAAAGAAGAUCCCCCUCCGUGACAAACUGCCCCUCUGA
Molecule: messenger RNA, 1321 nt
Organism: Limanda limanda (common dab)
Lineage: Eukaryota; Metazoa; Chordata; Actinopteri; Pleuronectiformes; Pleuronectidae
Gene: syt8
Product: synaptotagmin VIII
Exons: 9
Coding region: 59-1321 (420 amino acids)
Biological process (GO): calcium ion-regulated exocytosis of neurotransmitter; regulation of calcium ion-dependent exocytosis; regulation of dopamine secretion
Cellular component (GO): synaptic vesicle membrane; axon; dense core granule
Molecular function (GO): phosphatidylserine binding; calcium-dependent phospholipid binding; calcium ion binding
Source: RefSeq, a predicted model, not a curated record